UAUAAUAUGGUGCAUGAAUUCAAUUAUGAGAUACAGUACAUCCCUGAGGCUGAGAAAUGCCUGAGUGUGCAGCAGUUUCACAGUGGUGGUGCUACGACAUAGUGUGAAACCUCCUUCAGUUCUAACGCGUGGGAUGAUGAUGUGGCUGUCAAUAUAGGAAAUAUGAUGUAUGAUAUGAAUAUAUGAGGACCUGUUGGCAUAAGAGUCCUUGAGCAAAACUGUUUUUUUAAAGUCUUAAAUAGUUACUUGUAAUGUUUACAAAUGUUUGUAGUAUAGGAAGGACUCUUGUUGUUUAUAUGAGUUUGCAGGGAUGAGCCAUGUUAAGUGACCUUCGCUGGGGGAAAAAAACUUCUCAAGUGCAUAGUUGAAAUUUGGUUGUGUGAUUUUAGUUCAUGUAUGGCUUGUUCCCACUGUGUCCUAUACAAAACAGAAGGAAGGAGGAGGAAAACAGAAACAAAUUUCAGUUUGCGGCUAUUACACAUUAUUUUCCUUCCUUGAGUUUUAUGAUCUGUUCCAGUCACAGCUGUCCUCAAAUCUCAGUAAAGCACACGUAUAAUCUGUACUUCAGCGUCAGAUUCUUGCCUUGUCAUUCAUUGUCCACCCCCACCCCUGUUUACUCUCUAUUAAAGUAGUCACAGUGGAGUGCUUUACACAUUGUUGUAGUAAUUCAUUGGGGCUAUUGGCAAGUCCCUUCAUGCCUGUAGUGCUGAUCACUCAAACCCCUCCACAAUUAGGGUGGGCCCGAGUUUAUUGUUUGAGUUCAAAGGUGUGUGUUGAAGAAGGGAUUAGGGGAUUUUCCCUCUUUACCUUUAAACUGAUCUAAACUUUCCCCCUUAGUGUUUGAGUAUCUCCAUGUGCACAGCGUUGAGGCACUGCAGUGACAAUAAAUUCAAACUGUCCAGAUCUGUUGCAAUAUAGAUAGGAUUUGGAAAUAAGUACACAUGGCCUUUGGUGUUGAAGAGACAGGGAAAAGAUGUGCUAAUCAGAUAUUAAGUCCACUUUCAUCAGUGGCCCAAAGGUCAUCUCCAAACAAAGGAAGCAGUGAUGGGACACUUCGGUGUGAAAGGUCCACACCCCAUCUAUCUUAUUACCAAGAUAGAGAAGUCCACUUCAUGAUAGGACACUGACCUAUUCUCACUUGACUUUACCCCCACACACUCUCCCAAUCUUUCCAGUCUUGGUUUGCAUUCUAAACCCCCCCUGCCCCUCCCCUGACACAGCGCCUCUAUAAAAUUCAUUCCCAAGUUGCCAUUAAGGGGAACGCACGGCUGUAUCACCAAGACAGUGCGCAACUAUAGAUGAUGAGGGAAGGGUAUUCAGAGUUUAUAGAUGGUAAUGUGUUUUACUCCUAUCACAAGUAGGGGGACUUUUAAAGUAGGAAGCGCAUCCCCAGUCUUAUCUUUCGACUAGUUAGGCUAGCCGCACGUAAAAUGGUUAAAAGGGCCUUGGCGACGAUACCAAUCCUCCUGUCAUGGUGUUACUGCGUGUUGGCUACGCAGGUCGCCUUUGCCAACUUCUCCGUGGACAACGAAGUGCGCUCCAGCUUCAUCCAGCGGCGGCUGCGGAGCCAAGAGCGCAGGGAGAUGCAGCGGGAGAUCCUCUCCAUCCUGGGGCUGCCGCAUCGUCCGCGUCCGCACGUCCACACCAAACACAACGCUGCCCCGAUGUUCAUGCUGGACCUGUACAAUACCAUCUCUACAGACGCAGAGCCGCCCGGAUACUCUUACUACAAGUCCGUUUUACCGACCCAAGUCUCCCCCAUGGUGACCCCACAGGACAGCCGCUUCCUAGAUGACGCAGACAUGGUGAUGAGUUUUGUCAAUCUUGUUGAUCAGGAUCAGGAUCUAUUGUACCAGCAGCACAGAAGAGAAUUUCGAUUUGAGCUUUCCCGUAUUCCAGAGGGAGAGGCCGUCACAGCAGCAGAGUUUAGGAUUUAUAAAGAUUUCAUCCAGGAACGCUACGAGAAUGAGACAUUCAGAGUCAGUGUAUACCAGGUCCUGCAGGAGCCUCCAAACAGUGAAGUGGAGCUCUUGCUGCUGUACCAACGAGAAGUGUGGGCUGCAGAGGAGGGCUGGCUGGUCUUUGACCUGACUGACACCAGUAAUCUCUGGUUGGUCAACCCUGAGCAGAACCUUGGCCUGCACCUGGUCCUGGAAGACAGCCACGGCCAGAGGAGGAACCCCCGGCUGGCGGGGAUGGUGACAGGCGGUGGACCUCAGGACAAGCAGCCCUUCAUGGUUGCCUUUUUCAAAGCCAAUGAGGUGCGCUUCCGCAGCAUCCGCUCUGCCCACAAGGGGCGCCAGUCUAACCGCUCCAAACCCCAGAAGACUGUCCAAGAUGCAUUAAAGGCAGUGGAGGCUGCAACAGAUAACCUUGGCAUCACCAAAGAGGGAUGUAAAAAGCAUGAGCUGUAUGUUAGUUUCAGAGAUUUGGGAUGGCAGGACUGGAUUAUAGCUCCAGAGGGCUAUGCAGCGUACUACUGCGAGGGAGAAUGCGCCUUCCCUCUCAACUCCUACAUGAAUGCCACCAAUCACGCCAUCGUACAAACUCUGGUGCACUUUAUCAACCCGGACACGGUGCCCAAGCCCUGCUGUGCCCCUACCCAGCUCCACGGCAUCUCAGUGCUCUACUUUGACGACAGCUCCAAUGUCAUCCUCAAGAAGUACCGCAACAUGGUGGUCAGAGCCUGUGGCUGCCACUGACCGCUCAAAUGAUGGAGGGACACUUAAAAAAAAUGCAGAAGUGAAGGAACCAGAGACAAGAGAUGAUUGACUGGCUGGAUAUCAAGGAGCUUCUGCCACAGAACGAGCUUUAAUCUGGGAUUUCAUGAGCAGCAGCUGAGCCUCCCAUGCAGUAUUAACCACUACCACAAACCAGUUAGAACCAUUGGCAACAGAGAAAGGUUGAACAAAGGGGUUUCUUAAGCCUUCCUUUGAGUUUGAGUACAAAAAAUGCACUAAAAGGACUCCGAACAAUGUUGAGUUACCUCACAUACUCAAAUAAAACAUUCAGUGCUAGAAACAGAAAAGUAAAAAGUUACUACUGGUAUUUUCCCUAAUGUGCAACACAUCUAUCUGCAUUUGAAUUCAGGCAUUGACCAUCAGGCAUCAGAAUAUAUAAAAUAUUGCCUGGGUUUAAAUCUGAAUUUGGUAACUGAUUUCACAGCUCAUAAAACUUUAAAUCUCCAUCUUCCUGUUGAACCACUGCACCUUUUGUUUUGGAACAUCUGCAUGAACUUAUGUCUGAUGAGGACUUUUUUUACUGGUGUUGAACUGGUUGUUCAGCAGGCCAUUUAAAACUGGUCAGGUGUAAAAUAUCUGGCAACUCACGCGUGUGUGCUGCUGAUUUAGAGGAGCUCAGUGAAGAAUGGCGGUUAAAACUGUUAGCAGUGUGGGACUGAAAGGCCUGCCUAUAGUUUCCUGGUGCAGACAUACUGUAUAUCACCAGGCCUGUGAGAGGGAAGAUGCCAGUGAAUCAUCUUCGUGAGUCAGGGUGUGCACCAUCACCCCGACUGCAGCUGCCUUCUGGUGUCAGACCAGAGCUGCAGGUGGGCAAAGGAAAGCUGUAAUUUUAUUUUGUCAGAAUAAAGUAGUUGAAUAAAUGGAAACUAUAAAA
Messenger RNA from Sander lucioperca (pikeperch), 3615 nucleotides. Its product is annotated as bone morphogenetic protein 7-like. Gene Ontology annotation, biological process: SMAD protein signal transduction. Gene Ontology annotation, molecular function: growth factor activity; cytokine activity. The transcript is spliced from 7 exons. Gene Ontology annotation, cellular component: extracellular region. Lineage: Eukaryota; Metazoa; Chordata; Actinopteri; Perciformes; Percidae. The record is from RefSeq and is a predicted model, not a curated record. The coding region runs from base 1431 to 2702 and encodes 423 amino acids.